AUGCAGUUCAACUUGACCAUCCUCUCAGUCGCCGUGUACGCCUCGGUUGUGUUGGCGUUGGCCAUUCCGGUAUCUCGUGAGGGUGCUGGCGCCCUUGCGACGAGGGCGACCGACGCCGGGCCCAGGAUUGGCAACGGUACCAGGAUUAUUUCUGGGAACACGACUGUUGGCGGCGGCAGCGGGAGCAUCAACGGAAACAACAGUGCGGGUGGCACGAAUAACGGCGUGAACGGCAAUAACGGGAACAACGAGAACAUGGGCAACAAUGGCGGCAACGUUGGGAUCAGUGGGAACAACGGAAAUGGUGUCGGCGGAAACAAUGGGGCGAACAGCAGCGGGAACAGCGGGAACAACCGCCGUUGA
Pleurotus ostreatus (oyster mushroom) is the source of this 363-nucleotide messenger RNA. RefSeq lists its product as uncharacterized. NCBI's taxonomy places the organism in Eukaryota, Fungi, Basidiomycota, Agaricomycetes, Agaricales, Pleurotaceae. The transcript has 3 exons. Bases 1 to 363 code for a protein of 120 amino acids. The record is from RefSeq and is a predicted model, not a curated record.